GGCGCAUUUAGUCGUGAACGGAAAUUGGUUGAACCCGUCAAACUAGUCGCGUUGCUGCAGCCGCGGUGCCAGAGGAUCGCCGUGAGUCGUGAGAGUCAAGUCAGUCCCGAGCCAGUCGACUUGACUCCAGAGUUAUAUCGCAGUGCGAGAGGGAGGCUCUUGUUUGAACGACUGCCCGUGCUCCCUCUCCCUCUCCAUCACCCUCUCACCUCUCUCCAGUUCAUCACGGACUAUUUCUCCUUGUUUCUUUCCAGUCGGCCUCUGCAGCCUCUUCGAAUCUCUUCUGUAUUCGCCCGGGAUACAUGGCGAAUAAUUUCGCAGGGUAUAACGCUGUACGCUCUGAAAAUAUAAAAUAAUUUAAACGUGAUUGAUCGCGGGACUGAUGCGCGGGCAAAUACUUACCUCUAAUAAAUCAUUGCGACGUAUCCGCAUCCUGCGUUAUAUUAAAAUGUAUCAUUGUAACUAAGGUGCGCGGCCGUUUCUGCAGUGCUCCGUAAGCCGCGAGUGCGUGCGUGCGUGCUUGCGUAUUUAGAAAAGCUUUUCAAUUCAACUUGUUGCAACUUAAACGCCAGGCGAUAGACUGUCGUUAUACCUGUUAAAUACAAUCCGAUCGUACUUGUAACGCUAUACAAUUGCAACACGGAGUGCGGGUGAAGACGCGAAACUGCGAUUCAAGGACCGCUUUGGAAUAUUCGGCAAGCCAAGUUACAUCAUGACAGACCGCGCACCACCGAAAACAGCGUAUGGGUGCCCGCGCCCUCCGAAGUAUGACACGAUGUGCCAGCGCAAUUUUAAGUAACUGAAGAGAAACUGACCAGCCAUAUAUGGCUCGAGCUGACAUCGCGCUACAUCAUUACAAACCGCAGGUGAUGCUGGGGGGAGGUGCGAGCGGGUUGCUUGCAGUGACCCUGGCGCUUUUUGGCUCGUUUCCUGGAGCCCUGAAAACGGAGAUAUCCGGGGAGCCGAUUUGCCAGCCGGGGUUGGGCUUCUGGGAGCCGAAGAGCGGGCGUUGUUUACCUUGCACCAAGUGCGCCACGGAAUUUACUCUCAGGCCAUGCGCCGUCCAUCAGGACACUGUCUGCGGCCCCCUCUCGGCACUGCAGCUAGACUGGUCCUGGCUGGCAACGAGAAAGGGCCAGGAGACCAGCCAGCCGAGGACCGUUGCCGCAGCGACAUCAAAGAUGAUAUGGACCUUCCCCGACGUCGCUGCGGGACAAGACGACUCCGGACGCAGGUCGCCGACGCCCUUUCGCUCGCCUCGCGGUAACGUCGACGACGAGGUAAACGUCGACGGAGACGCGAGGCUCGGAGAUGACAAGGAGAACGAAGGCUUCGAUCCCCGGGACGAAGAGCCCGAGCGUAGGAUUUAUUCCCCCCAAGAGAGGAGAAAGGUGAGAGACCAGACCGAUAUCCCAUGGGACUGGCAGACGGGGGCUUUGGUCCUCGCCGUUUGUGCCUGCGUGAUUUUCUUCUUGGUCGCCGGUUGCUCGGCCCUCGUAUACGCGAGGCAGUGGCGACGCAUGAAGAGAAACUUCGAGCCAGCCGGUCUGGAGGAAAUCUCAGCGAGAUUGAACCUGAUGGUAAAAGCCGAGCUGGCCGAAUUAACCGCAGGAGCACCGAUGAAUCCCGGCGAUCCUGAGACGAGGUGUCAAUACCUGGAAAAAUUACUUGACCGGAAGCGGGAAACGCCAGUCGUCGCUGGAUGGCACGAACACGUGGAGGACGGGGGAGGUCGAGGAAACCUCUACAUCGAGGAAGCACCCGGAGGACCCGGGGGGCGAGAACCGAGAAGGCCUGCGUCAACACCGAGGACCAGAAGAGCGCAAAUUGCUCAGAUACACCGCAACAUCGAAAGUAUUCUAAGCCAUAAGGCCAAUCGCUCCUAAUACCUAUUAUAAGCGUGACGUCUUCAAGAUAUUGGUAUAUAAGAUAUAAGGAUCACACAUGAUUGCAGAUACAUAAAUACACGGCUUAGUUUAUGUACGGCGAUAUGGGAGAUAGCUUUAAUCGUUUACGUGAGCACAUGUAUAAGUGUUUCCAAGUUACAUAUUCAAUUCACAAUUUACAGACACUGCGGGUCCCCUUCAAUGUUUAUAAACAGUCUCGAGGAAAUGAAUUGCGAUAUUUAUAAUUAAUGCACGCUGCAAUGGUGCAGGAAGAAUGUGAACCCGCGGGCUGCGUUUCGUCAGAUACAAUUUUAUAUCCCCCUUUUUUUUUAAAUAUCGUAUUAGUUGUACAAGUACCGCGUACAAACAAAUCCGAAAAAGAUUCGCUUUGAAAAGUAUUUGACGAUUGUCGUACUAACGAUAAUUAGUAAUAUGUAUGUAAUAUUAUAUACACGGAGUUGCGUCGUCGACGACGCGCUUUAAGAUGGGAAUAUCUAGAGCAGUAAGCGUCUCUCGCUGAUUAGAGUACCUAUACUCAUGAAACUCACUAUUUAUUUGAUAGUUUUAAUAAAUAUUGUAAUAUAAACGCUCUGUAUCAAUGAUAAAUAAAAUCGUAUAACUAAAAUUACAAAACAA
Messenger RNA from Neodiprion fabricii, 2522 nucleotides. RefSeq names its product tumor necrosis factor receptor superfamily member wengen (gene wgn). Gene Ontology annotation, molecular function: protein binding. The transcript has 6 exons. Lineage: Eukaryota; Metazoa; Arthropoda; Insecta; Hymenoptera; Diprionidae. The coding region runs from base 825 to 1886 and encodes 353 amino acids. The record is from RefSeq and is a predicted model, not a curated record.